AUGAGUGAAAAAAAAAUUGGAUCAACGUCUUUGGUCCAAAAUUGUCUAUCUCAAAUUAAAAAAUACAAUGAACACGUGAACGCCUUUAUAAAAGUGCAAAAUGAAGAUACGAUAUUGGAGAGGGCCAGAGAGGCAGAGGAUAGAUUUAACAGAGGAAUGGCCAAAGGACCCCUGGAUGGGAUACCCUUAUCAUACAAGGACAAUUUCUGUACUAAAGAAUUGACAACCACCUGUGGUUCCAAUAUGUUACGAGGCUUCACAUCGCCUUACAAUGCUACCGCCGUAGAAUUGCUUCAAGAUGCUGGCGCCAUAAUGAUCGGAAAGACGAACAUGGAUGAAUUUGGAAUGGGUUCGGCAAAUUUGUACAGCGCGUUUGGACCUGUGUGUAAUCCUUACAAGAUUGUGUCAGCACAUAAAGAAAUCAUUGGGAUAGAGCCCAAACGCGUCGCCGGAGGAAGCUCUGGUGGAAGUGCUGCCGCAGUUGCCUCCGGGAAUUCUUAUGAGGAUUAUUACCUUCGGGCACAAAAAAUUCGUAAAUUAAUUCAAUCAGACUUUAAUAAAGUAUUUUCUCGACCCAACCCUCUUCAAAAUUACGACAAAUUCACCUCAACUACAAAUAAUAACACCGACAAGGAGGGUGUGGAUAUCUUGAUCACCCCAGUAGCAAUUUCGGUAUCACCGAAAAUCUCGGAUUAUGCUUUUCCUCCCUCCACGCAAAACGAAUCUAACUCGAACACGUCGAUUACCGCCAAUGGCAAUGAUGCCCCGAGUAACGAUAGCUUCCUGAAUGCCUACGUGAAUGAUGUAUUUACAAUUCCGGCUAAUCUAGCUGGAAUUCCCGCCAUAAGUGUACCAUUUGGAAUUUCAGAGACUGACGGUUAUCCGAUUGGGCUGCAGCUGAUGGCUCAGUACGGGGACGAGGCAACACUAUUCAAAGUGGCAAAGAUACUAGAAAGUUCCAGGAAACAAAGCUAA
Molecule: messenger RNA, 975 nt
Organism: Acaulospora colombiana
Lineage: Eukaryota; Fungi; Glomeromycota; Glomeromycetes; Diversisporales; Acaulosporaceae
Source: the annotation of a GenBank genome assembly